Molecule: messenger RNA, 2877 nt
Organism: Zychaea mexicana
Lineage: Eukaryota; Fungi; Mucoromycota; Mucoromycetes; Mucorales; Lichtheimiaceae
Product: SNF2 family N-terminal domain-containing protein
Exons: 19
Coding region: 1-2877 (958 amino acids)
Molecular function (GO): ATP binding; metal ion binding; ATP-dependent chromatin remodeler activity
Source: RefSeq, a predicted model, not a curated record
AUGGUCGCUACAAGGAAAGCUACUGCAACAAAAGCUCAACGCAACAAUGGCGUCAAUCGUCGUGUCACUCGUUCGACUACCGCCGCAGCAGCAACCAACGAUCCGUUCCCUGUUCCUGCUGCUACUGCUGACAACAACCGUAAAUUGAAUGAUCAAGAGGACGACGACGACGACGAUGAUGAUGCGAAGGCUAAUACUAAAGCUCCGGUGCGACAAUCUCGUCGGCUGCGAUCACAGUCUUCUUCCACUGGUCUGGCUUCUGAAUCACCCAGAAAACGACAAAAAGUCAAGCAAGAUCGGCAAGAGGAAACCUUUCCGGCAGUGCCCGCCCAAAAAGUGAAACCUGAACAACAACAAGACGACAACAAGAAGCCAGCUGUCGUUGUUACUGCUACUGCUGCUGCGGCGGCGGCGGUCCGAGGACGAGUCAAACAAGAAGAACCUCCGACCAUCACCGCGGAUGUCAAGGUUGACCGCAAAGGCAAAGGUAGAAUGGUGAUAACAAGCACGACCACCAAAGCUCAAACUCCCGCUGGUUCAUCAAGCGCGUCUACUCCAAGCUUGAUUUAUUCCAAUGAAGACUCUUCUGCUUCACCUGCUUCUGUUGAUACGACUUUUUUGGAAUCUUUGGAAGAAAAUAAAGAUUUACACGACGCUGAGGAAGAGGAGGACGAUGUUAUCGUUUUGUCGUCGACGUCUGAAGCAGAAGAUGAUGCGAUUGAUUUGACGUCCACUGAUAACGGUGAAGACGAUGACGAUGGCGAUGACGAUGGCGAUGACGAUGACGAUGACGAUUCAGAUAGCGAUCCAUCAGAAGAUGGUUCUGAGGAUGAGGGCGCGUUUCGACGUGUUCGCGUACGUUGCAAUCAACGUAGCCGUCGUAGGGUAACGCUUCGCCGUGGCCCACGCAUGACCCAUGCACAGCGAACCAACAUGUAUUUGCUCAGGCAUCAUCCAGAACUCAAGAACGUGUGGGACGAGUUGGACGCAAUGACCAGCAAUGAUCCUAUCCCUGUUGAUCAACCUUCUGAACUCAAGCUGCCUCUGCUACCUUUCCAAAGGUAUGGUGUUGGCUGGAUGCGACAACAAGAAGAAUUGAAUGAUUUCAAAGGAGGUGUCUUAGGUGAUGAAAUGGGUAUGGGCAAGACGAUUCAAACAAUUGCGCUUCUGUUGUCCGAUAGAAAGAAGCCAAAUUUGGUUAUUGCGCCCACGGUCGCCAUUAUGCAAUGGAAACAUGAAAUCGAACAGCAUACGGAUAGCGCCUUGAAGGUGUUGAUAUUUCAUGGCAGCAAACGAAACUUUACGGCAGAGGAACUACAGAGUCACGAUGUGGUACUGACCACCUACUCACUUCUCGAGGGAGAGUUUCGUCGACAAGAAUCUGGUAGAAAGAUCAUGGGAGAACUCCGCAAGGAAAAGUCGAUUCUGCACAACGUCAAAUGGCACAGAAUCAUUUUGGAUGAGGCACACAAUAUUAAGGAUCGAGCUUCUAAUACCGCGCGAGCAACGUUCAAUCUGAAUGGCGAGUACCGAUGGUCCUUGACAGGCACGCCCCUCCAGAAUCGUGUCGGUGAACUUUAUUCCCUUAUCCGCUUUAUGCAAGCCGAUCCGUUUGCUUACUAUUACUGCAAGUCUUGCGAUUGUAAAAAGAUCAGUUGGCAGUUUAGUGACAAAAAGGGUUGUGACGACUGCUCUCAUACCCCAAUGGAGCACGUGUGCUGGUGGAACAAUGAAGUCCUCAAGCCCAUUCAAAACCACGGCAACCAGGGCGAAGGCCGCAUUGCCAUGCAAAAGCUGCGGAAGCUGUUGGACAAGAUGAUGUUGCGGCGUACCAAGGUCGAGUGCGCCGAUGAUUUAGGCUUACCUCCCCGUAUUGUCACUGUGCGUCGUGACCAGUUUACGGAAGAAGAGGAGGAUGUGUACACCUCGCUGUACAGCAACACGGCUCGGCAGUUCACUACCUAUGUCGAAGAAGGCUCGAUCCUCAACAACUAUGCCAAUAUCUUUGAAUUGCUCACGCGCAUGCGCCUGUGCGCGAACCACCCGGACUUGGUGACAAAGAAGAAGGACUUGUCUGGAAACAAGCAGUUGGUCUGCAUGUUGUGCAGUGAACCCCCAGAAGAUGCGAUUCGCGCGGCGUGUCGUCAUGUAUUCUGCAGAGAGUGCUGUACUCAGUAUCUUCAAUCAUUUGAUGCAAUGGACACUAAGCAACGGCCUAAAUGUCCAACUUGCUUUGCCAAUUUCUCGGUCGAUCUCUCGCAGCCGCCUUUGGAAUUGGAAGUGGGCAGCGGCACGCACUCGGGAUAUACAAAAACCAGUAUUGUCAACCGCAUUGACAUGGACAAAUGGCGUAGCUCAACCAAGAUUGAGGCUCUGGUAGAAGAGCUUCACAAUUUGCGACGUGAAGAUCGAACCAUCAAGAGUAUUGUCUUUUCGCAGUUUGUCAACUUUCUCGAUCUGAUCCAUUGGCGUCUGUCGCGUGCCGGGUUCGAAUGCAUUCGUCUAGAUGGUCAAAUGUCACCACAACAGCGUGAUGCUGCAAUCAAACACUUCAUGACCAAACCAUCGGUGACAGUGUUCCUUAUCAGUUUGAAGGCCGGUGGUGUGGCCUUGAAUCUCACAGAGGCGAGUCGAGUGUUUAUUUGUGACCCGUGGUGGAAUCCGGCUGCUGAAUUGCAAGCCAUGGACCGCAUCCAUCGCCUGGGGCAACGACGCCCGAUCAAGAUCACGCGGUUGGUCAUUGAAAAUAGCAUUGAAAGCCGUAUUGUACAAUUACAGGAAAAGAAGACAGCGCUGGUGGAGAGUACGCUCGGCAAGGACACAUCGGCGUUGGAGCAAUUGAGUGUGGACGAUCUGCGGUUCCUGUUUGUGCUCUGA